AUGGCGAAGUUCAAAAGAACGGACCCGAACAGAAGCCUAGAAACCUUGCUGGACAUGGAUAAAAGCGCCCAGCUGAUCAACAAGAAUGUGGUCAAGCAACCAACAAGGAAGUUGAUACCCGGACAAGGCCUUGAAUUCAACAACCUCUCGUACAGUGUCAUGAAGAAGCAGAAGAAAGAUGGUGUUUGGAUAACUAAAGAAGCCUAUCUUCUUAAUGAUAUCUCUGGUCAGGCCAUGAGGGGUGAAAUCAUGGCCAUUAUGGGGCCUAGUGGUGCUGGAAAGUCCACUAUUCUUGAUGCUUUGGCUGGUCGAAUUGCUCAAGGGAGUCUUGAAGGAUCCGUUAGGAUUGAUGGAAAGCCAGUAACAACUAGCUAUAUGAAGAUGGUUUCUUCUUAUGUGAUGCAAGAUGACCAGCUCUUUCCAAUGCUGACAGUCUUUGAGACAUUCAUGUUUGCAGCUGAAGUCAGGCUUCCACCUUCCAUGUCUCGGUCUGAAAAGAAGAAAAGAGUCUAUGACCUCCUUGAUCAGUUAGGCUUGACGAGUACUGCACAUACUUACAUUGGUGACGAAGGAAGGAGAGGAGUAUCAGGUGGAGAACGACGAAGGGUGUCCAUCGGCAUUGACAUAAUUCAUAAACCAUCACUUCUGUUUCUGGAUGAACCUACUUCUGGUUUGGAUUCAACUAGUGCCUUCAGUGUUGUAGAAAAGGUCAAAGACAUUGCACGAGGUGGAAGUAUUGUUCUCAUGACCAUCCACCAGCCUUCCUUUAGAAUCCAAAUGCUUCUGGACUGCAUCACAGUCCUGGGAAGGGGAAGACUGAUAUAUUUAGGAAGCCCGACCACUUUAGGUGCCCAUCUUGCUGGAUUUGGAAGACAAGUUCCAGACAGCGAGAACAGCUUGGAGUACCUCCUAGAUGUGAUCAAAGAGUAUGAUCAGUCAAACGUUGGUCUUGAUCCUCUGGUACUCUAUCAAAGGGAUGGCAUCAAGCCUGAUGUGGUGGCUAGAACCCCAAUUCCAAAGACACCAAAAGCUCUGAAAACACCUACUACUCCCUAUGGGAAGAAGACUCCUGGCCCCAAGCACAUCAGCCUUCGUAGCAACCAGUUUUCCUCCGGAAAUUUGACAUCUCGAGGAGAUCCUGCAAGCUUUCAAUCUUAUGACGAUGAUGAUUACGAAGAUGAUUUUGGUAGCUCCCUUGAACGAAAGAUUAACCACACGCCAAUGAAUAUGCACAGUGGUAUAUAUAACCCACGUUUGGCUUCUCAGUUCUACAAAGAUUUCUCAGUUUGGCUCUACCAUGGCGUCACGGGGACCCCCGGUCGUGCACCAUCAUGGACGCCUGCACGAACCCCUGGAUGGACUCCAGCAAAGACACCUCUUUCUGGUACAAGAAGCCAAGUUUCAAGCCGAUUUCCAACACCUCAGCAAACGCCUAUGCAAACCAAGCCUCCUGUUGUCAUGAGUCCAUCACAAGACUCUUAUAUUCCAUCUUUCCAAGAAUUUGCAGAGGAAAUGCUUGACGAGCCCGAGCAUAGGAACAAAUUCGCGAAUCCAUGGCUGCGUGAGGUUGCAGUCCUUUCAUGGCGUACUGCACUCAAUGUUGUUCGCACUCCAGAGCUCUUCCUUUCCAGGGAGAUAGUUUUGACAGUUAUGGCUUUUGUUCUAUCUACCCUCUUUAAGAAGCUUCAUGAUCUCCGUUUCACAACCAUUAACCGGCUUCUUAAUUUCUACAUCUUUGCAGUGUCAUUAGUCUUCUUUUCUUCCAAUGAUGCUGUUCCCACUUUCAUCCAAGAGCGAUUCAUCUUCAUCCGAGAGACUUCCCACAAUGCUUAUCGUGCUUCUACCUAUGUCAUCUCCUCCCUCAUUGUUUAUCUUCCCUUCUUUGCUGUUCAAGGCUUCACCUUUGCAGUCAUUACUAAGUAUAUGCUUCAUCUCAGAAGCAAUAUCAUAAACUUCUGGUUGAUUCUUUAUGCUUCACUGAUAACUACCAAUGCUUAUGUGAUGCUAGUCAGUGCAGUAGUUCCGAGCUAUAUCACUGGAUACGCAAUUGUGAUAGCUACAACAGCUUUAUUCUUCUUAACUUGCGGUUUCUUCCUGAAGGCAUCCCAAAUACCAAAGUACUGGAUAUGGCUGCAUUACAUAUCUGCAAUCAAGUACCCUUUUGAAGCAUUGCUGAUAAAUGAAUUCAAAGGAAAUGAACAUUGUUAUACUGGGGAACCUACUGAGCUGUCACCGGGACCUUUAGGGGAAGUGAAGAUCAGCAAGCUGCAUAAUACAUCGUUGGCAUCCCAAAACUGCACAUUAAUUGGCGAAGAUAUCUUGUUCACCAUGGGUAUUGACCUGGAGAACAUUUGGUACAACAUUGCAAUUUUACUGGCAUGGGGAGUACUCUACCGCUUCUUCUUCUACUUGGUUCUCAGAUUUUACUCCAAGAAUGAGAGAAAAUGA
Messenger RNA from Coffea eugenioides, 2448 nucleotides. RefSeq names its product ABC transporter G family member 17-like. Bases 1 to 2448 code for a protein of 815 amino acids. Gene Ontology annotation, molecular function: ABC-type transporter activity; ATP binding; ATP hydrolysis activity. The record is from RefSeq and is a predicted model, not a curated record. Gene Ontology annotation, cellular component: membrane. The transcript is spliced from 4 exons. NCBI's taxonomy places the organism in Eukaryota, Viridiplantae, Streptophyta, Magnoliopsida, Gentianales, Rubiaceae.